GCUGGGCCGGCCCGGGGCCCGCGGAGCCGCCGCCAUGGGCGUGGACUUCGACGUGAAGACCUUCUGCCACAACCUGCGCGCCACCAAGCCGCCCUACGAGUGCCCGGUGGGCACCUGCCGCAAGAUCUACAAGAGCUACAGCGGGAUCGAGUACCACCUGUACCACUACGACCACGACAACCCGCCGCCGCCCCAGCAUGCCCCGCUGCGCAAGCACAAGAAGAAGGGACGCCAGGCGCGCGCCGCCAACAAGCAGUCGCCCAGCCCCUCCGAGACCUCGCAGUCGCCGGGCCGCGAGGUGAUGACCUACGCGCAGGCGCAGCGCAUGGUGGAGGUGGACCUGCACGGCCGCGUGCACCGCAUCAGCAUCUUCGACAACCUGGACGUGGUGUCGGAGGACGAGGAGGCGCCCGAGGAGGCGCCCGAGAGCGGCAGCAACAAGGAGAACGCGGAGGCGCCGGCCGCCGCGCCCAAGGCCGCCAAGCACAAGAACAAGGAGAAGCGCAAGGACUCCAACCACCACCACCACGGCGCCGCAGCCGGCACCACGCCCAAGCUGCCCGAGGCCGUGUACCGGGAGCUGGAGCAGGACACCCCCGACGCCCCGCCGCGCCCCACCUCCUACUACAGGUACAUUGAGAAGUCAGCCGAGGAGCUGGAUGAGGAGGUGGAGUAUGACAUGGAUGAGGAGGAUUACAUCUGGCUGGACAUCAUGAACGAGCGGCGGAAGACGGAGGGUGUGAGCCCCAUUCCCCAGGAGAUCUUUGAGUACCUGAUGGACCGGCUGGAGAAGGAGUCCUACUUUGAGAGCCACAACAAGGGGGACCCCAACGCACUAGUUGAUGAGGAUGCGGUCUGCUGUAUCUGCAAUGACGGGGAGUGUCAGAACAGCAACGUCAUCCUCUUCUGUGACAUGUGCAACCUGGCCGUUCACCAGGAGUGCUAUGGUGUGCCCUACAUCCCCGAGGGCCAGUGGCUGUGCAGGAGGUGCCUGCAGUCACCCUCCCGGGCUGUGGACUGUGCUCUGUGCCCCAACAAGGGCGGAGCUUUCAAACAGACGGACGAUGGGCGCUGGGCACACGUGGUCUGUGCGCUCUGGAUCCCAGAGGUGUGCUUUGCCAACACAGUGUUUCUAGAGCCCAUCGACAGCAUCGAGCACAUCCCCCCAGCCCGCUGGAAGCUGACCUGCUACAUCUGUAAGCAGCGUGGCUCUGGGGCCUGCAUCCAGUGUCACAAGGCCAACUGCUACACUGCCUUCCACGUGACCUGUGCCCAGCAGGCUGGACUGUACAUGAAGAUGGAACCUGUCCGCGAGAUGGGAGCAAACGGCACCUCCUUCAGUGUGCGCAAGACAGCCUACUGUGACAUCCACACGCCCCCGGGCUCCAUGCGACGGCUCCCUGCCCUCUCUCACAGUGAGGGGGAGGAGGAAGAUGAGGAGGAGGAAGAGGAGGGCAAAGGCUGGAGUUCGGAGAAGGUGAAGAAGGCAAAGGCCAAGUCCAGGAUCAAAAUGAAGAAGGCGAGGAAGAUCCUGGCUGAGAAGCGAGCAGCGGCACCAGUGGUUUCCGUGCCCUGCAUCCCCCCGCACAGGCUCAGUAAGAUCACCAACCGCUUAACCAUCCAGAGGAAGAGCCAGUUCAUGCAGAGGCUUCACAGCUACUGGACGCUGAAGAGGCAGUCCCGCAAUGGGGUCCCUCUGCUGCGCCGGCUCCAGACGCACUUGCAGUCUCAAAGGAACUGCGAUCAGCCUCUGCUGUUCCUGCAGAGAGACACUGAGGAUAAGAACUGGGCCCUCAAGGAACAGCUGAAAUCCUGGCAGCGCCUCCGCCAUGACCUGGAGCGCGCACGCCUGCUGGUGGAACUGAUCCGCAAGAGGGAGAAGCUCAAGAGAGAGACGAUCAAGGUCCAGCAGGUGGCACUGGAAAUGCAGCUGACCCCUUUCCUCAUCCUCCUCCGCAAGACUCUGGAGCAGCUGCAGGAGAAGGACACGGGCAACAUCUUCAGCGAGCCGGUCCCUCUGUCUGAGGUAACAGAACUCUACGAAGUCCCAGACUACCUGGACCACAUCAAGAAGCCAAUGGACUUCCAAACUAUGAAACAGAACCUGGAGGCAUAUCGCUAUCUGAACUUUGAUGAUUUCGAGGAGGACUUCAACCUCAUCAUCAAUAACUGCCUGAAGUACAAUGCCAAGGACACCAUCUUCUACCGGGCGGCCAUCCGGCUGCGAGAGCAGGGGGGCUCCGUGUUGCGCCAGGCUCGCCGCCAGGCAGACAAGAUGGGCAUUGACUUUGAGACAGGCAUGCACUUCCCUCACUGCUUGCCUGUGGAUGAUGCUCAGUGCCCAGGCAUCGAGGAUGAGGAUGCACGGCUGCUGCUGACAGAGAACCAGAAGCACCUGCCCUUGGAGGAGCAACUGAAGAUCUUGCUGGAGCGGCUGGAUGAGGUCAACACAGGGAAGCAGAGCAUUGGACGCUCCCGCCGGGCCAAGAUGAUCAAGAAAGAGAUCACCAUCCUGCGCCGGAAGCUUGCACACCCACGGGAGCUGGGCCGGGAGGUGCUGGAUAGGCAUGGGGGCUCUGCCAGGGGCAUCCUGCAGCCCCACAAUCCCUGUGAGAAGGACACACAGACCGACAGUGCAGCUGAGGAGAGCAGCAGCCAGGAAACUGGCAAAGGCCUGGGCCCUAACUCCUCCUCCACCCCAGCACAUGAAGUUGGCCGUAGAACCUCUGUCCUCUUCUCCAAGAAGAACCCCAAAACUGCAGGACCCCCAAAGCGGCCAGGGCGCCCUCCCAAGAAUCGGGAGAGCCAGCUGGUCCCUGGGCAUGGGAGCAGCCCCAUCGGCCCCCCGCAGCUUCCAAUAAUGGGAGGGUCACAGCGGCAGCGGAAGAGGGUAAGAAAGAGCCCACACCAGAGCUCCAGCUCGGACAGCGACAGUGAUAAAUCUGCUGAGGAGCCUCCCAUGGACCUGCCUGCCAAUGGCUUCAGCAGCGGAAACCAACCCGUGAAGAAGAGCUUCCUGGUGUACCGCAACGACUGCAACCUGCCCCGAAGCAGCUCCGACUCGGAAUCCAGCAGCAGCAGCAGCAGCAGCGCCGCCUCCGAUCGCACCAGCACCACACCCUCCAAGCAGGGCAGAGGGAAGCCCUCCUUCUCCCGCGUGAACUUCCCAGAGGACAGCAGCGAGGACACGUCUGGGACAGAGAAUGAGUCCUACUCCGUCGGCACCGGGCGAGGUGUUGGGCACAGCAUGGUGCGGAAGAGCAUUGGCCGUGGGGCAGGGUGGUUGUCAGAAGACGAGGACUCCUCUCUGGAUGCCCUGGACUUGGUGUGGGCCAAGUGCCGGGGAUACCCAUCAUACCCAGCGUUGAUUAUCGACCCCAAAAUGCCGCGGGAGGGCAUGUUCCACCAUGGCGUCCCUAUCCCCGUGCCGCCCCUGGAGGUGCUGAAGCUGGGCGAGCAGAUGACUCAGGAAGCACGGGAGCACCUCUACCUGGUCCUCUUCUUUGACAACAAGCGGACCUGGCAGUGGCUGCCCCGGACCAAGCUGGUGCCUCUCGGGGUGAACCAGGACCUGGACAAGGAGAAGAUGCUGGAGGGCCGCAAGUCAAACAUCCGCAAGUCGGUGCAGAUCGCCUACCACCGCGCCAUGCAGCACCGCAACAAGGUGCAGGGCGAGCAGAGCAGUGACUCCAGCGAGAGCGACUAGGCCCCGGCUGCUGCUCGAGCGCGGCCCGGCCCGGCCCGGCCCGGCCCGGCCGCGGCUCCCCCA
Molecule: messenger RNA, 3769 nt
Organism: Gavialis gangeticus (Gharial)
Lineage: Eukaryota; Metazoa; Chordata; Crocodylia; Gavialidae
Gene: BRPF1
Product: bromodomain and PHD finger containing 1
Exons: 13
Coding region: 35-3706 (1223 amino acids)
Biological process (GO): regulation of transcription by RNA polymerase II
Cellular component (GO): MOZ/MORF histone acetyltransferase complex
Molecular function (GO): protein binding
Source: RefSeq, a predicted model, not a curated record